Penaeus chinensis is the source of this 5322-nucleotide messenger RNA. RefSeq lists its product as uncharacterized. NCBI's taxonomy places the organism in Eukaryota, Metazoa, Arthropoda, Malacostraca, Decapoda, Penaeidae. Bases 101 to 1591 code for a protein of 496 amino acids. The record is from RefSeq and is a predicted model, not a curated record. The transcript is spliced from 10 exons.
CCGAGCUUUAUCAUAUGAUCGUCCGUAACAACAAAAGUCAGCUUCUGCGACCUGCGAGUGACAAAACUUGACAGCUAAGAAGUAUGAUGCUGAGGGCAAUAUGAAACAGCAGGUGUUUUUGUGUCUUCUGUUGAUAUAUACAGCAUAUGGCAGCUUAUUCGGAAGUAAAGAUGAUCAUAAUUUGGUAUUGAAGAGUACAGGUCCAGUGGUGCUGGACAUGCCAAUAUGGUUCACAGCUGAAUAUCUAGACUAUGAGGAUGGGGAUGAAUUGAUGUGGGAAUGGACAGACAGUCUUUACUGGAGUACAGCACAUUAUGUCAAUGCAAAAACAGAUUACUGGAAUAUUACCUGUGAUCAUGCAAGGUACUCACCAUAUACAGGGGAGCGUACAGUUGAAGUUAAGGUUAAGGAGAAGGUGGCUGGAUUUAUCUGGAUUGCCAAAGCUACAGCUAGAAUCAAUUUCAAUCUCACUGUAUCACUGAAUGGAAGGAUCACGAUUGUGCAACCAAAUGUUACUAUGCAGGAUCCAAGGUACAUCUCAACUACUAACCAAACAAACCUCACUGCUGUCAUCCAUGACCCUCAUAACUGGCUAAAAAAGCGAACAAAUAUGAUAACUUACUUCUGGAUCAUUGAUGAUAAUGUCCAUGCUUCGUGCACCACUCCAUCAUUAGUUAUCAACAUCACAGAGCCAGGUCUACAUGAUAUACGAGCAAAUGUUAUUGUUGAUGUUUCUGAUCAUAUACUAACAACUACAACUACAACAACAACUACUACAACAACUACAACUACAACACCUAAGCCAGACAACCAUACAACCACCCCGCCACCAACAACAACUACAGCUGCACCUUCCAAUGCCACUACAACUGCGAAGCCGCCAGUGCCGAACCAAAGAAGCUGGAAGUGUGAUGGUUACUGGCCAGAGGGUGGGCAGGCAGGCUAUGAAAGCAGUACCUUUAAGUUAGGGUACUUUCACACAUACGUCAAUGCAAGAGAACCUAUUAAUCAAGUGAAUGUAACUGGCAAGAAAUGGCUGAAGCAUGGUGAACUCCUGAAUUUGACUAUACAGUGUACAGGAUCUGGCCCAUGGGGCUACUGCCGUAAGGUCUUCUAUGGAACAUAUAAUAUAACUGGCAAUGAGACCUGUGAUGAUCCACUAAUGACUAAUGACUGCAACUUCGUAAACAUUUAUUACUUCAGAGAAGCAGGAACAUACACAUAUCUUGUGGUCAUCGAAAAUGAAAUCUCACGUAAAAUACUUCCUUUAGCCAUUAAUGUGUACAAUGUUGAUCGCAAACCUCAGCUAUCAUAUAUCAUCGUACCUGUGUCUUGCAGUCUGGUAGUCAUAAUCAUUAUAGUGUUUGGAGUUGCAUACUUCAUACAAAGCAGAGAAAGGUAUUCUGUGGAAGUAGCAGACUUUGACUUUGGAGCCAGUGAAGAGCCUGAAUAUAAGACUAUGUAUGAGCAGAUUAAAGAGUCUCUUUCUCAAGCUGUGUCAGGCCAAGAUUGGGAUGCAGAUGAAGACAACAAGUGGCGAGAUAGAGGGCAUGUGGUUGAGAGGCCUCGGAUUCUUGAAGAAGAAGAUUAAUGUGUAUUAUCUUAUGAGUGCCUUGUAAUCUGAUGGUAAUUGGGCACUGUCCGAUUGGGUGAUAUGAUUGUAUAUACUGUUUUAUAGAAAAAGAAGCCUAUCAUAAGAUAUAGCAUUUAUAGUAAAUAUGAAUUGUACAUUAUAUUUCAUAUAAAUAUGCAUAUCAAGGGUGUAAAAUUUAGAUAGCUUGUAUGCAGUUAUUGUUAGUCUACAUAACUGUUUCAGUGAUGAUGGAUUUUGUAGAAUAUUCUAUAUAUUUUUCUUUUUUAUUCUUUUUCUUUUUCUUUUUUUUUAACAUUCCUUUACCUGUUGGAUCCAGGUGCCUUAUUGGUUCAUACAUGGACCAAAAUCUGUUCAUGAGGCUUUCUUGAAGGGUCAGUCUACUGGAUGUGUUUCUUGUAGGUCUGGCCCACAUGAAUACUCAUGCACAAUAUCGAGACUUCUUGCCUCAUUGUAGUUAUUUUUCGACAGCUGCAGUUUUGUUUUGUGUCAUUUUCGAUAUUUGUCAUGUGUUAUGCUCUUCCUUGAGCAGACUCUAUGUUAUCUCUCCAGGUAGUUUGCAAUAACAGUAAAAAUAUAUAACAUGCCCACCCCCCCCCCCCAAAAAAAAAAAAAAAAAAAAAUCUCCCUCCAGUUGCUUUGUGUACUCUUGACAAGAAAUCGCUAUCACCAACUAAUCUGCAGCAAUUUACCAUGGUGAGACAUUAAUAUCAGCUGCCCCUUGACCAAUAUUUUUCUCAUGAUGAAGAGUUUUCAUUACUUGUCCCACAACCAAACUUUUUCAUGACAAGAAGUCCCAGUCACCCGGAUCCAAUGGGUAAAUAUUUUGAUAAAACCAUUUAAGUUUAGCUUUGAUUACCCAAGAGCUUUUCUAUGUAAUAUACAAUUCAUUAUAAUUUAAAUUCAAAGUUUAUCCUGGUAUUUCUUUCAAGGUUAAGAUUUUCUGAUAUACUUGGGCAUUCACUCAUGACAUGUCACAAUCUCAUACCUUAUGAAAAGAUGUACCCAGAACAGUCAGUAAUAUAAGAGUAUCAUAUUAGUGGUAAUGUAUCCUAUAAUCUAUAGGACUGAUAAUGAAAAAAGUAUUGUCAAGUAAAUGGCAUUUGAAUUUGUCAAAUGCAUGCACAUACAUUAUUUAUGAAAGUUUGUCAGCACUUUGAUCUUGUUUAUGAUUUUAAAUACUUUUCACAGUACUUUGCAUUCAUUAUUAGAGUAAUAUCUUGCCAGGUGAAUAUCUGUACAAAAGUAAAGGUAAUAUGUUAUAUAUAUUGUUUUAUUUAUGUAUAUCGUAAUUGUAUUUUUUAUGUUUAAAAACUAUUUGAAUUUAAUUUGUUUGAAAGUUGGUCAUUGCAUAAUUUGUGUAACAUUAAAGCAGUAAAUUCAUUACACUAAAUCCGGAUUUUAAACCUUUAUAAGGCAAAUAAUAAUCUGCUUAGUCUUUUAGAGAACAAUGUAAAUGACAUAUAUAACUAUAGAUUACAAAAAUUGGGUGAUGUGAGAAUACUACAACUUGUGAAGUGAUUAUCAGUGACUUUCCAUGACUGAUAAUAUGUUAUGAAUACCGGAAAUCAUUACAGGCAGAAGUGUAUAUAUGAUGUAUUUUAUUGCCUCCUAUUAAAAUCAGUCAUGCAUGUAAUGUAAAUUAUUGAUAUAAGUCUGAAUCUUGCCUUUUCCUCUAAUAUAUGAAGCAGGAAUGAUCAGGCAUUUUAAGAUACAUCAUUGGUUUUAUUUUACAUUUUUAGAAGGGAGUAUUAUAUAAUUAACACAGAUUUUGAUAUUUAAAAGCAGAAAAAAAAAGUUAGAUAAAGAAUUUGUAAGGACAGAUAUAAUUAGAAACUCUGUUUAUGGAUAUAAGAAAAUGAGUUCUUAGGGUUAUCAUUCAUCUGUUGAUGACAAGAGAAGUAUACAUAAAUGGGAAGUGUCCACUGUGAUAUUGUUUUAUUAAUUUUGUUUACAUGGGUGGUUCCAAAGAGUCAUUUGCUGAGCUUACUUGACCUAGUAUAUUGACCUUUUUUUUCCCUUGAUUUUUGGGGGGAUUUACUUUUAUUAUAGUCAAUAUUAUUAUAAAGAUAUUGAUACAGAUAAUGUUGAUAAUAAUAGUUAUAAAAGAUUUUUUUUCUCUAAGAAUUCAAGCAAUGGGUUAAAUGGAUGAGAUUAACAAAGCCUUGUAAAUGACUUUUUGAUGAAAGAUAAGUAGCACCACUUUAGCUUGUUGAACCCAAAAAAUGGAGAUGACUUUUCCCAGAAGUAUUUUUGUUUUGCUUUUGGUAAUCUUAACAGCAAGCAAAUCACACAAAUAAUUAGCUUGCCAUUUCUGGCCUCUUAUGAAAAGUCCUCAUUUGGUGAAGCAUGGUAAUGUCAUUUAGCUUAGCUCCUUAAGACCUUAGUCUGUAUUGAUAUAUAUCGUCAAAGUGUUUCCUCAAUAUAUAUUUAUAUAUAUAUUUUUGACAGUUGUCCAGUGUGGUGUUGGCUAAUUAAAAGUCAUCUAUAAAAGCAGAAAGAAGUUUGUCUUUUCAAGGCUUAUCACUUGACUUCAAAAAAGAAAAGAAAGGUAAUCAUACUUGAAGCAACUUAAAUCUUGUCACAGUAUUCAUGCUAUACAUUUUUCAGCAUAGUGCUUCAUAUAUCAUCUUAUGACAACAAAUGAAUGAAGAACAGACCUGUGACAUGCAUCUCCUACAUGUGCUUCCUUGGAUGCAUACAUGUUCUUCAUUUGAUCAAAUACCUUCUUUGCUACUUCCUACCUUCAUCCAUUUACUAAUCCUCUUUCCCUUCACCCAUCUUUACCCUUUCCAAUGCUAUCCUAUUACUGUAUGACUGUUCAUGUGUAGCACAUAAUCAUUAACUCGCCCCCCCCCCCCCCUUUACCCCUUUCCGAUAUUAUACCUUCCUAUAGUGCUACGUGACCUUUGAUGUAUAGCACAUUUAUUUUGCCUUUUAACCAUUAACCAUCCCCAUAAGACGUUGCCAGAGCAAGGCAAGAAGACUUUCAACAUGUCUACUCUCCUGCACUUACUACUUUAUCAUACAAGAUAUACAUAUUUAAAUUAUCAAUAUAUCAUUCUCUGGUUUUCCUUUCUACAACUGCCUUUACUGGUCUUGCAAUUACCUGUUGAUAAAUUAGGUUUGUAGAUAAUGGUUAAGAAUCUUGGGAAAAUACUGAAAUAUAUAGAAACCCUAUUAAUAAUUAUGGUAUAUGAAGGCAAGUAGGUGGGGCUUAACGCGGCUGUCAAUUGGGAUUUUCAGUGAGUCCGUGGUGCUACCUACCUUUUUAAGUACCAUUUUGGUUACUAAAUUCUUGUGAAAGCCAUGUCAACAAAGUUUAUUUUAAAAACUAUUGUGGACAGCAAUGGGUUACAUACACACAAAUUUCAUAAUGUUAAUCUGAUUGGUAGAAAUUAAUAUUUGUGGCAUGUUCUCAAUUCAACAGUGAACUUGACGACAGGUAUUCCACCACUGUACAUUACACUGAAGUAGUAAUACAGUAAUUUGUGCCUAACGUGACAGUUAUAUAUAAUUAGAACACUGGAAUUUUUGGGUACUAAUCUGUUGUAUACACUUAAAAAUUUACUCUGAUACACUUUAUUUUAAUUGAUUUGAAAAUAUCUUGUCACAAAUUUGUGAGAAAUGUUUUUUGAUAAAAAAGGUACGUGUUCCCAAUUUUGCAAUAUCAACAGAUAUAUUGAAUCUGGAGAAUGUGUCUUUCUCAACAAAUAAAAUAUUGAAUUUAA